Molecule: messenger RNA, 3055 nt
Organism: Pristis pectinata (smalltooth sawfish)
Lineage: Eukaryota; Metazoa; Chordata; Chondrichthyes; Rhinopristiformes; Pristidae
Product: dnaJ homolog subfamily C member 18-like
Exons: 9
Coding region: 134-1318 (394 amino acids)
Biological process (GO): cellular response to misfolded protein
Cellular component (GO): endoplasmic reticulum membrane
Molecular function (GO): Hsp70 protein binding
Source: RefSeq, a predicted model, not a curated record
ACAAUCAUGGCGGCGGGCAGCGGUGCGCAUGCGCUAGUGGUCCAUCGAAAUCCCACGGCUGACAUCGGCCCCGGGCAGCGGUUUCUUUCCGGGUCGGACUGCGGCCACUCAUGGGGAAAGAGAGGGGCUGCAAAUGGAAAGAAGCUGGAGCCGGGCAAUGAGGAAAAAGCAGGAGGAAGCGGAGCGUUGCAUCGAGGCGGCACGCAGGUGCUUAAAGUGCGGCGACACAGAGAAGGCCUUGCAGUUCUUGUACUGGGCGCAACAGAGGCACCCGACACAGCGAGCCAAAGCACUAAUUAAUUCAAUAAUUAGAAAUCAAUGUACGGCUGAUUGGACAAAUGCCAAGGAGGUUGAUGAUUCUACUACUAAGUCCAGCAAAUUGAAUAAGUGUGUGAAUGGAAAUACACCUGAAGAUACUAGUGAUGCUGCGAAGAGUUACACGCAAGAGCAGUUUGAAGGAGUCCAGAGGAUAAAAAGAUGCAAGAAUUACUAUGAAAUUUUGGGAGUUGAUAGAAGUGCUGAUGAAGAAGAUUUGAAGAAAUCCUAUAGGAAGCUGGCAUUGAAGUUCCACCCAGAUAAAAACUGUGCCCCUGGAGCCACAGAUGCAUUUAAAGCCAUAGGAAAUGCGUAUGCCAUUUUGAGCAAUCCAGAAAAACGGAAACAAUAUGAUCAACGUAGAGAAGAAUCAACAACCAUCCGCAGUCCUUGCGCUAACAGUUCAAGCUAUUACAGAGAAUUUGAAGCCGAUAUAACACCCGAAGAUGUAUUCAACAUGUUCUUUGGUGGAAGAUUCCCAACAGGUAACAUUCAUGCAUACACGAAUGGAGGGGCAACGUACACCCAUAUUUACCGUCGGCGCCGACAUAUGAAUGAAAGGGCAGAAGAGGAAGAACAGGAAAACAGAAUCCAGGGUACUUAUUCAGCAUUCGUGCAGCUAUUACCAAUCUUUAUAUUAGUUCUGGUGUCACUUGUAGCCCAACUGAUGGUGACCAAUCCUCCUUAUAGUCUUCACUAUAAACCGUCAUUGGGCCACAUUCUGUCUCGAGAAACUGAACAUUUAAAAGUAACAUAUUUUGUUGACAAAGGCUUUGAGAAAGAGUACAGAGGCAAAGCACUGCAAAAUGUGGAAACUGGUGUUGAGAAUGACUAUAUUGAUCACCUUCAAAAGAGCUGCUGGAAGGAAAAACAGCAAAAAACUGAUCUGCUGAACUUGGCGACAUUGUACAGGGACGAACGACUGAAGCAGAAGGCUGAAUCUCUUAAGACAGAGAAUUGUGAAAAAUUGUCCAGACUUAUUGAACUACAGAGGAAAGGAUGACACUAAUUAUACUACCUAGUCUUCUGAGCAUGCCCAGCAUUUUCCUUUUGUUAUGAACCAGCAACAAAAGAAACACACCGAGUCAUGUAUAAGUGGUAAAAAAACUACUUUAUUAAUAACUACUUAUGAUAAUGAGAAAAAUAAAAGUAAAAAUGUUAGAAGUAAAAAUGUUAAAUCUUAAACAUUAACCCCAAAAACUAAACUCGAAGUGUGUGUGUGUGGCAAAUUCCCAAACUCCAAGUCCAGGAAUGGUUCUUAAAGUUCAGUUCAGCAAGCCAUAAGGUGAAACGUGAGCAAAGGCUUCUUCAACAACCACCGUUGACUGAAGAGGAAAUGUAGAUGUAGAGAGAAAAUAGAGAGUAAUUACGAAAUCCAAAUGUUCCACUUUGGAACUCAUACGACACCUCAGUGUCUACUCAGCAGUGACUACUCCACUGCUUCUUUCUCACCCUGAAAGGCGCUCGAAUAGUGGCUGUCCACACAAAUACCUGUUUCCCUCUACAGGUUAACAACAAAGUGGACUCCACUGGAUUAUUCCAAAAAUCUAUACGUGGAUUGUAGUGACAGACACAGUUACUGUUCUUCAUCCAUCGAUAGAGACUAGCAGGCUGGUGUCCCCCCCCCCUCCCCCUUCCCCCCAAAACGUCAUUACGUCCUUUAUCUUCUGUUGUCGUAACCACGCCACACACACACCACUAUGCUCUAUCUUAAAGGGACAUUCACCAAUAGUAACUUAGUCCGUAACACUUUAAUGUUUAGAGUUCCAGCAUCCUUAGUAUUUUGUGUUUUCAGCAGAAUUUUAUUGUGCUGGUAAGGUAUCUUCAUUACCUUGCAUUUAAAUCUGGAUAAUUUUAAUUAAUGCUUCUAAUUCUGUGCCUGCAACUUCAGUUGUAGAAAGUUCUUGGGUGAGCACCUGAAAUGCUUUGACAUGACAACGGGCUUGUAGCUGGGAAGGAGGACUAACCUAAGUAGCUCUAUUUUUGGGGUGGUGUGGACUUGAUGGGCCAAAUAACCAUCACCAUGACAUAAAUUUAUAAUUCUUGUGGUUCCUUAGUAUUAGCUUUCCUAAAACUAUUGUCAAUAUACCGUAAACAUUUUAUUUAUCAUAAACAUUUUGAAACUUUAUUAUUUUGCACAUUUUUUUGGAGAUAGCAUGGAUAUACUGUGAAACUUCUCGAGUUAGAGCUGAAAUGACAAUUGCUGAACCAAUAGUUCAGGCAAUUUUUUUGCCUCCGUAUUUCCAGAAGUGCUGUCGAUGCUGUGCGUUGGCUUUGUACUGCUGAGUAAAUUCAUAAAGCAGAAUUUCUGAAUAAUUGAGAUUUUGAGUAAAUAAAGAACUCUACUCAUUUAAAACAAAAUUAUUGAAGUUAACUUUUUAAAAUCUUGGGGUGGGGGGGUGUAGAUUUGCACAAGCAGUGAGGUUAGAACAUUACUUUUUCCACAUAUAGUAUUAUGCAAGUGUGGUUCCAAGUCUGUAAUUAAAUGAAGGAAUUGUGCAUACUGGUGUUUAUUUAAUUUAUUUAAUUUAUUUAAUUUAAUUUAGACAUUUAUUAAGACAAAUCACAGAAUUGUUUAUAACAUGGCAUGUAACAACAUUUAAAAUUUACAUAAUGAAAUGAGAAAGAAUGCUUUUAUUUGAAUUACUGUGGUACUUUGAGAAGACCAAAUAAUAGUCUGUAUAUCAUCUUACAACUCUGAAACUUUGAACAUGCUUGAAUAAAAUUAUUUUUUAAAGGG